Molecule: messenger RNA, 1140 nt
Organism: Racocetra persica
Lineage: Eukaryota; Fungi; Glomeromycota; Glomeromycetes; Diversisporales; Gigasporaceae
Source: the annotation of a GenBank genome assembly
CCGCAGUAGAAGCAAGUUUAGCACAGAUGGCUAAAACUGAAAACGCAGAGACAAAACUCAAUUUUUCACAAGACGAGCUGAUCUUGUGCUUUCACGGUCCUUUACUCUACGAGGCCAAGGUAACAAAUCACAGAAUCGAUCGCAUCCUAAAGGCCGAAAAUUGGGGUCCCGAUGAUUCAGAAUCUGGGGAAAUCGGUCCACAUUAUUUUGUUCAUUACAAAGGGUGGAAAAAAACGUGGGAUGAGUGGGUUCCAGAAGAGAGAGUUGUAAAAUACAAUGAUGCUAACUUGGCUAGACAAAAGCAACUAAAAGACACAUAUACUAAUAAGAAAAAGAAAUCUGCAAACAAAGAACGACAGAGCACCCCUUCCCAGGAACCUUUACGAUUAAUGCAAGCUCGUACAAAUAAUUUUGCGCAAACUCGUCAAAAGAUUGCUAAUAGAGGCCAGCAGAGAAGUUCUUCUCCCGAGCAGCCCGAGAGUCCUAAUUCAGAUGCAAGCUCCAUUAAGCAAGAGGAUGAAGAAAUGUUAGACAUUAAAGAAGAACAUUUAGAGCCAGAUAGUGAUGUUCAAGAAAAUCAAAGCCAGCCACGCACCAAAAAACGUAAAUCGAUAGACGAAGACGAAGAUGAAGAUGAAGAAGAAGAAUUUAUGAAUCGUCUUGAAAUUAAAAUCUCUCUGCCCGAAUCACUAAAAUGCAGAUUGAUAGAUGAUUGGGAAAACAUCACAAGAAAUCAUGCAUUAUUAAAAUUACCUCGGUCACCAACUGUCUCGGAAAUUCUAAAGCAAUAUUUGGAGUACAAACGUUCAUCCUCAAUAAAAAGUGAAAAGAGCGACAUCUAUACGGAGGUUGCUCAUGGAAUUCAAGUUUAUUUCGAGAAGACUUUGGGGAACAUUCUUUUAUAUGGCUACGAAAGACAACAAUAUGUUGAUGUUCGUAAGCAAUUUCUAGAGAAAGAAAACGCAGAAAUUUAUGGAGCUGAACAUUUAUUGAGGCUCUUUGUCGAAUUACCCCGUUUGCUUGUUCACACACAUAUGGAUCAAACAACUACCGAGACUCUUGAAGAGCAUUUGGCUGAUUUCUUAAAAUUUUUACAGAAGAAUGAAGAUCAAUACUUUAUCACUGAAUAUGAGCGUCAUG